AUGCGUUUCACAACCACCAGCAUCCUCACCCUGACCCUCAGCACAGGCACCCUAGCAAAAUGGUACGGCUACUGCCUCGACAAGAACAACAACGGCGCCCUGACCAUCUUCAAUGACGCAGCGGGCAAGGAAGCGUGCGAAAUGCACGUGAAUACGGGAUUCGGGCCUAAGGUCUGUACGGAUUGCGUGUGGAGGCCCCGGGAUGGCGAUGGACAGUGUCAUAGUAAGGAUGGCCUCAUUGAGAGUAGCGCUUUUGAUAUGUUUUGUAGGACUGCUGGUGCUGCUGGUUCUAUGACGUCUGACUGA
Molecule: messenger RNA, 306 nt
Organism: Hymenoscyphus albidus
Lineage: Eukaryota; Fungi; Ascomycota; Leotiomycetes; Helotiales; Helotiaceae
Source: the annotation of a GenBank genome assembly